CCGACAUCAUCUCCACCGUUGAGUUUAAUUACUCUGGAGACCUUCUUGCAACAGGAGACAAAGGUGGCAGAGUUGUUAUUUUCCAACGGGAACAAGAGAUAAAACUAUUAAAUUAUGGAAAAUAAGUGAACGGGAUAAAAGAGCAGAAGGUUAUAACUUGAAAGAUGAAGAUGGACGACUUCGAGACCCAUUUAGAAUUACGGCACUACGGGUUCCAAUAUUGAAGCCCAUGGACCUUAUGGUAGAAGCAAGUCCACGACGAAUUUUUGCAAAUGCUCAUACAUAUCACAUAAAUUCCAUUUCAGUAAAUAGUGAUCAUGAAACAUAUCUCUCUGCAGAUGAUCUGAGAAUUAACCUAUGGCAUUUAGAAAUCACAGAUAGAAGCUUCAACAUUGUGGACAUCAAGCCAGCUAACAUGGAGGAGCUGACAGAAGUCAUCACUGCCGCAGAGUUCCACCCACACCAGUGCAAUGUAUUCGUCUACAGCAGCAGCAAGGGGACCAUCAGGCUGUGUGACAUGCGUUCCUCUGCCCUAUGUGACAGGCAUGCCAAGUUUUUUGAAGAGCCAGAAGAUCCCAGCAGUAGAUCCUUUUUCUCAGAAAUAAUCUCAUCUAUAUCUGAUGUCAAGUUCAGCCACAGUGGUCGAUACAUGAUGACCAGAGACUAUCUGUCGGUGAAAGUAUGGGACCUCAACAUGGAGGGCAGGCCUGUCGAGACCCACCAGGUACAUGAGUACCUACGAAGCAAGCUCUGCUCCUUGUAUGAGAAUGACUGCAUCUUUGACAAAUUCGAGUGCUGCUGGAAUGGUUCAGACAGUGCCAUUAUGACGGGGUCCUACAACAACUUCUUUAGAAUGUUUGAUAGAAACACUCGGAAGGAUGUUACACUGGAAGCCUCAAGAGAGAACAGCAAACCCCGAGCCAGCCUGAAGCCACGGAAAGUCUGUACAGGGGGUAAGAGAAAGAAAGACGAGAUAAGCGUGGACAGUUUGGACUUCAAUAAGAAGAUCCUGCACACAGCCUGGCACCCCAUGGAGAGCAUCAUUGCUGUAGCUGCCACCAAUAACUUGUAUAUAUUCCAGGACAAAAUUAAUUAAGGAAACUGACUGGAGGACCAAGUGUUGUCUUGCAUACCUAAGCCGGUCGUUUUCCUGUCAAAAAAAGGCAUUGUCCUCUCCAUUGAGAAUAGUGAUGCACUUCUACUUCCCUCAUAGACACAGGAGAAGAAGGGGUCUCAGCUGGAGUCUUGGGAGAGAUGAGUGCCGCUGCUGAAGGGAAAACCUACUCGAAGCUGAAUUGGUGGACUCUGCUCAAUAAAGGCCAUUACUCAAAUGUAUUUAUUUAAGUCUGAGCCUUCCUUUACAGUUUAUAGACCAAAAAACUAACAUCUGAGAGAGAAAAAAAAAAAGUCUCAUCAAAUCUCUCUCCAGCUCUUCCCUCUGUCUCUGCCAUCCAUCCCUGGGCCUUAUCCUGGACAUGGUGUAGCCACCACCCACGUUCCUCUCUGGCCAGUGGGCUGCAUCACCCACCGCUGGUGCGUGGUGCAUGGAUACGCCCGAGCAGGCUCAGGCAGCUCUACUCACCCACUGCACCUGCCAUCACACCUUCUGUGGAGCUACUUAAUAAACACAACACACUGUGAAGUGUUUUUAAACCCAAA
Molecule: messenger RNA, 1659 nt
Organism: Grammomys surdaster
Lineage: Eukaryota; Metazoa; Chordata; Mammalia; Rodentia; Muridae
Gene: Ppp2r2d
Product: protein phosphatase 2 regulatory subunit Bdelta
Exons: 6
Coding region: 230-1096 (288 amino acids)
Biological process (GO): peptidyl-serine dephosphorylation
Cellular component (GO): cytosol; protein phosphatase type 2A complex
Molecular function (GO): protein phosphatase regulator activity; protein binding
Source: RefSeq, a predicted model, not a curated record